This is a messenger RNA of Rhodamnia argentea, 1120 nucleotides long. RefSeq lists its product as uncharacterized. The record is from RefSeq and is a predicted model, not a curated record. Bases 134 to 865 code for a protein of 243 amino acids. Lineage: Eukaryota; Viridiplantae; Streptophyta; Magnoliopsida; Myrtales; Myrtaceae. The transcript has 3 exons.
GCACAGCUUUCAGGAAUCCCGACUCGAGCUCGAUUCCCGCAAGUCGGUCUCGCGGAGAUUUCCUUCCGCACCUUCCAUCGCAGCCAACAGGCCUCCGUCCUCGCUCCCGGAGCAGUAGCGACCCGCGCAAGCAAUGGCGGAGUCAGCCGGCGAGAGCGAACGCUCCAACGGCGUCCACGGGGAGGCGGCGGACAAGGUCGAGGUCGAGGUCGAGUUCGAGCGUCGCCGCGACGGUCGGGCUCCGCCUCCACCUCCGCCUCCGGCUCUCCACGCCGUCCUCUAUCGCAUGAUAUCCACCGUCCUGUUUCCCGAUUUCACCAGCAGAGCUUCGGGCGAGCGGCUCGCGCGGCGGAUCAAGAUCUCCCUCGCCGACGACUGGCCCGUCCUACGGGAAGCUUCUUGGCAGACCGGGCGCCACAUCCUCCACUGGACUCGCCGGGGUUCUCCUCUCCGCGCGCUGCUCGUCGUCUCUAUUGGAACAAUUGCUUUUCUUGCUUUGACGGGACUUCUUGUGUUCAUGCUCUUUUUCCUUGCGGCCACGAUCAACGCAAUUGUCAUUUCUCUUCUGAUGUCUAUGGCUGCAGUAGGGAGUGUAUUGGCUCUUUUUCUUGCCUGUGUGACAGCUAUAUAUGUUGGUGCUCUGGCUGUCGCCUUUUUUGUUAUUUCUACAGCAACAUGCUCUGCAGUUCUAGCUGUUGUUGUAGCUACAGGUUGGAUAGGUUUUCUUUGGACUGUCUGGUUGGCAACUAAGAAAAGUGUGGACCUUGCAAAACAUACUAUCGGGGUGACUGGUUCAGCCAUCUCAGCAUAUUCUACUGGUCGGCAUUCCCAUCACCACCAGAGAGCCAGUAAAAUCUUGGAUUGAAGAACCACUUUGGAUGCAUCUCCUCGUGUAAUGUUGCUGGGGGGCUUUUAUGGUGCGAUGAGCCACUUUCCCUUCUGUUUUCAUGAUAUAUACAGAGGCAGCAAUGAGAUUAAUGGCUAUGCAUGUACUUGUAUAUGUUUAAAUGAGGUUUGGGAGCUUGAUCUGUAUCUGGUGCUGUUAGAUGUGGUUUGUUGCAUUUUAUAACUCCGUACAGAUGUGAAUUCAUAGUAAUGAUUAUCUCUACUUUCUUCUGCU